Molecule: messenger RNA, 5250 nt
Organism: Sus scrofa (pig)
Lineage: Eukaryota; Metazoa; Chordata; Mammalia; Artiodactyla; Suidae
Source: RefSeq, a predicted model, not a curated record
CCUUUGUGUCCUGGUGCCAACCCCCAGUUGGAGUGGCAGUAUUACCAGAAUAAACUCCUUAAAGGCAGAGCAGACUUGGGUCCUGGCCUCUGAUUCCUCCAACCGUCCCUCCACACUCUCCAGGUGCCCGUCUAGCUUGUCGCGUUUUGAUGAGCAGUUCUCUACUUUGCCCUCCAGUGAGGACAGUGUGCCCCUGCAUUUCCCUGCACCUCCCAUGAAGCAGCUCACUCCGCGGGUGGAGGGACCGCGCCCCUGCCGCGCUGAGGAACAGGUCAGCCACCCUGUGAAAGGAUGCAGACGCGAAGUGCCGCCCAGGCAGGCGUGGGGAGCAGGGACGCAGGCGCCGCUAUCACCGCAAGCAUGGCCUUUCUGCCACUUUUAGAACAAGUUCUUAGGUUAUUUAACUAGAGUUUUGAAUAUAAGUCACCUAACUCCCCAGCUUUUAGGGCAGAACUCCUUUGAAAGGCAGCUGGAUGUGGCUCUUCAGGCCUCAACUCUUCUUUUUUUUUUUUGGUUUGGUAGCAGCCUCUGUUGAACUGGGAUACUGACAGCCCCGAAAUUCUUACAGAUUUUCAGUUUAGAACAAUGGGUGAUAUUUAGCCUUCCAGAAUCGUCCAGAAACAUGGGGUAGCCUGCUCUGCAUUCUGUCUUGAAUUUGUCAUAGGACAGCAUAUGUUAGUCACAAUGUGUCAGAAAUCAUGGCUCAUAUUUUAUCUUUUGCUGUUUUUAUUUUUGAUGCAGGUGGAAUCUGACCCCAUUAAGAUACUGAUCCUCCAGGAGUUUAGUUUGCCUUUGCGUUUUGGGUGUGUGGGUGCCAGAAUCCAGAAAUGCUUGUGUGGGUUGCACAGUUGGGUGAAAUAUGUGCAUGAUUGCUGAGGUCACACCAGGAAGGAUUGUUUCAGCUUCUGAAGCCAGACCUCUGCAGUGUUUUCCUGGUGGUGCUUUACUUGACUGAUUUUUUUCAUGGAACAUUAUGUCUCUGAAUAAAUAGAAGAUAAAUACUGGGUUCGUUAGUUAGGUGUUGCCAACAGUGUACUCAGAAUAGGUUGGUCUAGAAUUAGCUGAAGUGUGAGCUUGGUCUUAUUUUACUAACUAAUGGUAUUUUUUGUUCAGAACAGUGGUGAACUAUGGCUGAGAAUAGAUGUUUUCAGAGCAUAUUCUUCUUGGAACUCAGUACUAUCCCAAGAGACAACACUGAAGUUGUGUUUUUAGCCUAUAUCUCACUCACUGGUGAAGUGAUAUGAAGUGCACUCGGUAGGCUCUGGACUGUGUGUUCUCAUGUUCUGGUGUGAAGCUAUAAAUUUAGUGUGGAUAUUAAGGCUUAUUUGUGAGCUCUACUCUUUGGGCUGGAGUUGUAGUCUCUCAAGCAAUUGCUUUUCUGAUCACACUUGAAUGUUUUUAAUUGAACAUACAAUGUUAAACCAAAAGUAGAAUUUCCUGAAAGGGGAGAAAAUACUGUGAUACCCUUUUAUCUGAUGUGUGUUGACAAGAAAAAUCUUAGAUUUGGAAUGAAACUUUUUACGGUAUGUGACCUGUGAAAUAAUGUUUUAAUCAAGUGGCAUAUAGGAAUUUUAUGUUUUUGGAAAAUAUUGUUAAUCAGAUGUAAGCUUUGCAGAUGGUUUUCUUUAGGAAACGGCAAAGGAUGUUCAGAGGAGUUGAUUGUAUUUUCCAUUAACUGGUUUCCAUCCCAGAGAGCUCUGUCAUCCUUUGAGGCUGUAGGGAGGGUUCAUCUCCCUGAUCGCUUUUCAUCCUCAUCCAUCUCAGAGAUUGUGUUAAAGGGAUAUUUUAUAUUUAUGUUUUGGCAUAUAUGUUUUAAAUCUAUUGUUAAAAACAGAACCCUCUCUAUUUAUUAUGAUAAGUUUUAAUCAGACUGUUGGUGAAGAAUAUAUGGGAAACAAAUCAUUUUAGAUUUACAGAUUUCUUUGAUUAAAUAAGGGGGUAAAUGUCAUUGGGGAUAACUGUGGAUUUAUUGAAUAUUUGAAUAUGAAAGGAAUGGUAAAUUUAUUGAAUAAAAGUUAAGGAAAGUCAGUUUUUAACAUAGUCAUUAAUUUUUAUUUUUAAAGCGGAAAUACCAGAUUCAUCAAUGUGGGAAAAUCAAGAUUCUGCACAAACAAAUGGAAUUGAUUAUGUUUUGUCAAAGGCUGAAAUUGCAUCUUGUAGUUAUGAAGCCAGACAAGUUGGCAUUAGAAAUGGAAUGUACUUUGGGCAAGCAAAACAACUUUGUCCUAGUCUUCAGGCUGUACCGUAUGAUUUUCAUGCGUAUAAGGAGGUUGCACGAACGAUGUAUGAAACUCUGGCAAGCUACACACAUAACAUCGAAGCUGUCAGCUGUGACGAAGCCCUGGUGGACAUCACUGAAAUCCUCGCGGAGACCAGACUCACUCCUGACGAGUUUGCAAAUGCUGUCCGCAUGGAAAUCAAAGACCAGACUAAAUGUGCUGCCUCUGUGGGAAUUGGUUCUAAUAUCCUCCUGGCCAGAAUGGCAACUAGAAAAGCAAAACCAGAUGGCCAGUACCACUUAAAACCAGAAGAAGUAGAUGAUUUUAUCAGAGGUCAGCUGGUUACGAAUCUACCAGGCGUUGGACGUUCGAUGGAAUCCAAGUUGAUGUCUUUGGGAAUUAGAACUUGUGGAGACUUGCAGUAUAUGACCAUGGCAAAGCUCCAGAAAGAAUUUGGACCCAAAACAGGACAGAUGCUUUAUCGGUUCUGCCGUGGUUUGGAUGAUAGACCAGUUCGAACUGAAAAGGAAAGAAAAUCUGUUUCAGCUGAGAUCAACUAUGGAAUAAGGUUUACACAGCCUAAAGAAGCAGAAGCUUUUCUUCUGAGCCUUUCGGAAGAAAUUCAGCGACGACUGGAAACUGCUGGUGUGAAGGGUAAACGCCUAACUCUCAAAAUCAUGGUACGAAAGCCAGGGGCCCCUGUAGAAACUGCAAAAUUUGGAGGCCAUGGAAUCUGUGAUACCAUUUGCAGGACCGUAACUCUUGACCAGGCAACAGAUAGUGCAAAAGUAAUUGGAAAGGCUACGCUAAACAUGUUUCAUGCAAUGAAACUCAACAUAUCGGAUAUGAGAGGGGUUGGGAUUCUAGUGAAUCAGUUGGUUCCGACUAAUCCGAACCCUUCAGCUGGUCCCAGUCACCCAGCAGUGCAGUCGAGCCACUUUCCUGGCAGCUCACACUCUGUCCUCGAUCUCCUCCAAGUUCAAAAAACGAAGAAGCCCCCAGAAGAGGAGCACAAGGAAGUAUUUCUAGCUGCGCUGGAUCUGGAAAUAUCAUCCGCCUCCAGCACUUGCACUUUUUUACCAUCUCUUUCUGCACAUCCGACAUCAGGUGCCAGUGCUGCCACCAGCAGAGCGGAGCCCUCAGGGAAGUGGAACGGCCUGCGCUCUCCCCUCAGUUUAAAGUCAAGACUUAACCUUAGUAUAGAGGUCCCGUCGCCUUCCCAGCUCGACCCGUCUGUUCUGGAAGCUCUUCCACCUGAUCUCCGGGAGCAAGUGGAGCAAGUGUGUGCUGUUCCGCAAGCAGAGCCACAUGGUGACAAGAAGAGAGAGCCAGUCAAUGGCUGCAGUACAGGAAUUUUGCCGCAACCAAUUGGGACAGUUUUGUUACAAAUACCAGAACUUGAAGAAUCUAACGGGGAUACAGAAAUUAGUGUAAUAGCCCUGCCAGCGUUUUCCCAGGUGGACCCUGAGGUGUUUGCAGCCCUUCCUGCUGAGCUUCAAAAAGAGCUGAAAGCAGCCUAUGAUCAAAGACAAAGGCAGGGAGAAAACAGCGCUCAGCAGCAACCGGCCGGCGCACCUGUGCCAAAGAAUCCGUUGCUGCAGCUAAAACCAGCAGCAGUGAGAGAAAAGAAAAGAAACAAGAAAAAAAGUCCCAUGAGUCCCCCCAAAAAGAUUCAGAGCCCUUUGAAAAAUAAGCUGCUGAACAGUCCUGCAAAAACUCUGCCAGGGGCCUGUGGGAGUCCCCAGAAGUUAAUUGACGGGUUCCUAAAACACGAAGGCCCUGCCUCUGAGGAACCUCUGGGAGACCUCUCUGCUUCCACUUCAGGUGUUGCUGGCCUUUGUGGUUUGCAGCCUGACCCGUCUGGGUGGGUUAGACCCCCAGCACCCAACCUGGCUGGAGCUGUUGAGUUCAGUGACGUCAAGACCUUGCUCAGAGAGUGGAUAACCACCAUUUCAGAUCCAAUGGAAGAAGACAUUCUGCAAGUUGUGAAAUACUGUACUGAUCUAAUAGAGGAAAAAGAUUUGGAAAAACUGGAUCUAGUUAUAAAAUACAUGAAAAGGUUGAUGCAGCAGUCGGUGGAAUCAGUUUGGAAUAUGGCAUUUGACUUUAUUCUUGACAAUGUUCAGGUGGUUUUACAACAAACUUACGGAAGCACAUUAAAAGUUACAUAAAUAUCACCAGGGAGCCUGGUGCUCUCUGCUAGCUGUGCCAUAAGUGCUUGUGAGGUAUUUGCAAAGUGCAUGAUAGUAAUGCUCUGAGUUUUCUAAUUUGAAAUUUCUUUUUAAGCCAGGUGUUUUUGUACAUUUCUUUUCAAUAAGUGCCAAAUUUGUCAGUAUUGCAUGUAAAUAACUGUGUUAAUUCUUUUACUGUAGUAUAGAUUCUAUUUGCAAAAUGUUUGUUUAUAAAGUUUUAUGGAUUUUUACAGUGAAGUGUUUACAGUUGUUUAAUAAAGAACUGUAUGUAUAUUUUGUACAGGCUCCUUUUUGUGAGUCCUUGAGGAAGCAAAUCCUCAACUAUGGGCUCCAUGCCAAGCUCUGAAAUUCCUGCAAGUCCCAGAGUGGGACUCUGCUUGUUCCAAGCAAUCUGGCCAUUCUGGACCCCAAGCAUGAACACAGGACCAUGUUAAGAAAAUCUUCUUUACUUCUUCCAAGUGGAGAAAUUUACAUAUUUUGAAUGAGAACACACACACAAUUGAAGGUUAAAUUUUUCCUGGGAAAAUUAUGUCCCCCAGAUGGUUUAGAGGUUUUGAGUUUGCCUCUACUGGCCCUUGAGAAACUUCAAUAAUAAUGAAUGGUACAGAUUUUCAAAUGUAUAUAAAAGUAUUUUCCUAUGCUAUAGGUUAUGCCAUAACACUUUAAAAAUAGUUUGUAAUUCUAUGCCAGUGAAUACUUGGGAACAUUUUCUUCCAACACCCCACAUUGACUUUCAUUCAACACUGUGCUAUAAAUAGGUAGUCAGGUGUUAGGGGUCUGCCAGAAGAAUUCAUCUCAGGCUGACAGAUUUCUUACAUCAGGGACCCACUUCCCACAUU